Molecule: messenger RNA, 4746 nt
Organism: Oncorhynchus masou masou (cherry salmon)
Lineage: Eukaryota; Metazoa; Chordata; Actinopteri; Salmoniformes; Salmonidae
Product: mucin-17-like
Exons: 10
Coding region: 324-4019 (1231 amino acids)
Source: RefSeq, a predicted model, not a curated record
CUGUCUGCAUAUGCUGCCCCCGGCAUAGCUUGACCUUCUCUGUCCCUGCCUUUCACUCUGUCCUUAUUCUCUCUCUGUCUCUCUCUCUCUUUUACUUGCUCUCUCCUUUCACUCCGUCCUUAUUCUCAGUCUCUCCCUCCCUCUAUCUGCAGGUGUGGAGGACCGCAGCCUGAGGCUUUAAAGAAGGACAAAGCCUCUGCUGAGAGUGAGAACACAACGCUGUUGGAGAGAGUAGAGGAGAGAAGGAAGAGGAGGAGAGAGGGAGGGAUAGCUACAGUGCAGUAAGGGAGUCUGGUAGAACUGGUUGUUGAAAGGAAAGAGCAAUGGAGUCUUUUGCAGGAGAUGCGGAGGGCAGCGCUGAUGACCUUACAGGAGCAAAGAGGAAGUCCAAGCUGAAGACCCUGAAGACACGUCUGUUUGGGAGAUCCAAGAAAGAGACCCUACUCAGCCAGUCUGCUGGUGAUGUCACUGAGGCGGAGGGGCUGGGCUCAGCUGAGCAUCUGUGUUCAGGCGUGUUGGGAUCACGGGCGUUGUCACAUGACAGUAUAUUCUUGGCCGACCAGGAUCUGUCUAGUCCGGAGCAGCCCAGGGUUCUAUCCCAGUUGAACGUCCAAGGCAGGAUCAAAGAACUCCAGAUGAAGCUCCAGCAGCAGAACAUGCGUCUAGGCCCGUCCCCAAUGGUCCUGCCAAUCAAACGUCCAGAGGACCUGGGGGGCAGCUCAGAGGACGAUGGUCUGCCCCACAGCCCUCCCGAAAUCUCCAUGGGCGACCACAGACACCCCCGGGGGGCAUCUUACAAGUUCCCUGCCCCUCCCAGGCACCAUAGCUCUCUGAGUUUAGCAGGAACAGGAAGUGAGGAGGAAGAGCAGGCCACCUCCCAACCCUUGUCCAAUCCCCUCUCUCCCAUGCUCAAACCUCCUCUUACCAGCUUCGUGCACCCCACCCCAUCUGCCCCCCUCUCUGCCUUCUCCUCUGCCUCUCCUGCCUUGGAUUUCAGCACCCCAGCCCAGUUCACCCCCUCCCUGGAUAACUCUGCCGCCCGCCACCGUAUGUCCAUCAAGCCCAGGAACCAGAGGGCCAGUGCCAAGAACAAAAGGCUGACCAUGGUGAGUUCUGCCUGGGCAUACCAACUACACAUGGGGCCCUUGCCUCUGGAACUCACACAGAGGAAGGCUCAGGAAAGAUCAAAAUACUGGAUACACUAUUGCUCGAUGAUCUGUCUGUAUGUCUGUCUGUCUCUCUGUAUUGCUCGUUCUCUCUCUCUCUCUCUCUCUCUCUCUCGUUCUCUUCAGACUGAAUUGAGACCACGCUCAGAGAGUCUUAACAACUUUGACCGGCCCUUGACAGAGGAGGAAGAGGACGGGCCUGCUAUUACUGGGGGUAAAACACGUUUACGUUCUCACUCUACCCAGAUCCAAAAGUUGGAGCAAGGGGGGUUGACCACCCCCACUGCACCCCCAGAGCUGACACCCCUUAAGUCUGGUCCCACAGAGGCUGAGGGGUGCCCAAAAACCUCCACCUCCACCCCAACCCUCCUCUGCAAGCCCUCUCCACAGGAGCAGCCGCAUCCUGGGGUUGCUCUGAGACCAGUGGAAAUUGUGCCAGGCAAACAGCCACAGUCCUCCUCUGUGACCACAGUACAGGACCUGAGAUACACUCCACAACAGCAGACCCUGAAACUGUCCCUGGGAGACCCCAAGCCCUCAGCCCCAUCCCAAACCAAGAGGGACAUCCUGAGCAAGAGUGGUGUGAAAGAUUCAACCCCCAGCACCGAGGGUAGCACCAAAGAAAACCCAGUCCCGGCCGCCCAGCCCGCAGUUAGCCUGGCCUCAGUGGUGGAUCUCAGAACAUCCUCUCUGAGGUGGAAGCCAGAGGCUGUGGCUGCUGGUCAGAGUACCACGACGCCGCCUGCUGGGCCGGAGGACGCAGGUCAGGCAGAGCCAAGGCCAGUCUCUGGAUCCUUCCGCUUCUCCAUCAACUCUGCCAGGGAGCGGGAGAGACCCAGGAUGGGAAGUGGUGGUUUCUUGGGAGUGGUGGAGCAGGCUGGUUCUGGGGCGAAGAGAGAGGGGAGGGAGAAGGGGACAGAGGUGAAGUUGAUCUCCUCAAACGCCAGCCAGAGGGGGCAGGAGCAGCAUGGGGGCAGGCAAGAGGGAGCCAAGCCCAAAGAAGAGGAGUUGACUGCCAGCGAUAUCGGGGAGAAAGUCUUGGAAGGGGAGGAGGUGGCGGAGGAGAGCAGGGAGGGAGUGGAGGAGGCAGUGGAGGCAAAGGAGGAGGCACAGGAAGAGGAGGAAGAGGGGAAAUCGGCAUUUGGCGUGAAGCUUCGCUCCACCUAUCUCUCUCUGAAGGUCCGGGCGGAAUCAGCCACCAGCCAAUCAGAUCUCAAGAUUAACCGUCAAAGUCAGGAGGUGGGUGCUCUCCCUCUUACCCCUUACACCCUUUCCUCAAAACCCACCGGGCUUGAGGGGCUACAGGACACUCCGCCAACCAACUCAAUGCCCCAAAAGCUCCAUACAAACACCUGGGAUGCCCCAACAACACUGUCUUCACCCAGGGGGAGAGCCGGCUCCCUCAGAGAAGCAGUAACCUCAGCCCAGCCUACCCCCUCACCUCUCACUAAAGAGGCCCAAACCACCCCAGCUAUCCCUGAGGUGGUCCAAACCACCCCUGUCCCAGCCAUGGAAUCCCACACUACCUCCUCAGCCACUCAGGACCCCACGACUGGCCCCCAGGUGCCCCCCAAGGCUACCGUAUCCUGGAUGAGCAUGGCAUGGGGGAAGACCAGGGGCCUCCAGCAGCUCUUCACUAGCAGUCUACCCAGAGAGUUCACUGGCAUGCAGUCCCCAACUCAACCGCAAUGUCAGACCACAACACAACCACAGACGUCAUCACUGGCUCAGAUCAUGACACAAACUCAGAGACAGAAUGCAACACAACCACAGACACAGACCACAAUGCCACUACAGGCUCAGACCGCAACACAACCACAAUCACAGACCCCAAUGCAACCCCUGACUGCUAAACUACUGCAGUCACAUAAUUCAGCACAACCACCACAGACAGCAACACAAACACCCACACAGACCACAAAACAACAGCAGACUGACAAAACACCACAGACACAGAACACAACACAACCACAGACAGUGACUCAACCAUCAACACAGAUCACAAAACCAUCAACACAUGUGUCAAACCAAACCAACACUUGGGCAGCACAACCAACCACCGCCCCUCAACCGCUAGCACAAUCUACCCUAAGUUCUGUGUCUCGGGUGACCUCACCGUCCAACCUACAAGCAACCCAGCACACCCUGCGCUCCACUCCACAGACCCAAGCCCAAGCCACACUACGAUCUGCCCCAAUAGUUGCCACUUCCACUCAGCCACUAGCCUUGUCUUCCCUCUCUUCAAGCCCAAGCUCCACACCCAGCCAGCCCCCCUGGAUCACACGAGAUCACAACCCUACCACUCAGCCCAAACCAGCCUUAGCCCCAACAACAAACCCAGCCCCAGUCCAAGCUACAGUCCCAGCACUAGGGAGAGUUGACAGGACCCUUGUCCUCCAGGGGAAGAGUGAGGAGGCGGCUGUGCCAACAGAGAAGUGGGUGGACCGGGACAGGCCAGGGACUGUGGGAGGGAGGGCAGCCUUUCUGGAGAAACGGGCGGAGUGGACCCCUCCUGCUGGGAGCAAGGUGGAGCUCAGGAGAACGAGGACCCCACCUGAGUCUCAGCCCACAGCUGAAUCUGCUGCUCCUUCCAAAACGCCACCCACUCACAGAAACACUAAAGUUGCUAAACUUGAUGGGAGGCCAGAAUCAAGCCCAACCAAAGUGGCAGGCAGGCAUGCAGACAGAGAACACAAAUGGCUGAGAAAGAACAUGGCAACGCUGUCAUCUCCUUCAUCAUCACCUUCGUCAUCUUCCCCCCUGCAGACCAUAUCUGACAGUGGGGGGCAGCCAUCUUGGAUGGAACUGGCCAAGAGGAAGUCAAUGGCCUGGAAUGACAAGACCAUGGACUGAUAGAAUGAGAAAGAAAGAAAGAAAGAAAGAAAGAAAGAAAGAAAGAAAGAUGCAGAGAGAGAUAAGGGGAGUUCCUUAUUUAAAUGCACUUAUUGUUAGUUGCUAUAGGCAAGAGUGUCUGCUAAAAUGGCUCAAUUGCAAGUUGUGAGAGUGGUAGAGACGGAGCAAGACAGAGGGAGAGAAACAGCAACAACAGUAGUGAUGGGAAUGUAAAUGUAAAUGAAUGUAGCGUGAGUAAAGGACAAAGUGAGAUGUUGAGUUCAUUGAAGUGGAAUUGAAUUGACCUUGGAAGCAAAAGCUAUAGGUAAGCUGUAAAAUUGGCUUCCCUUGAAUGUACAGGCUUGCUUUGUUUGUGACAUUUUUUUGUAUUCUAUGUUUGCGUAUGGGAUGACUAUGAUGUAGAAUGGUUCACUAUCUCUGAAUUAUUUUCUGUCUCUCUUGGUUUUGAUCCAAACAUAUUUUUGUCCCAAACUCUGGGCUUAUGUUAGAGAGGUGGAAAGUAUUAUUGAUAUAUUGUUAGAAUAACAUUUUCAUUUGAUCUCAGAAAUAAAUCAUGUAUAAGAUAUUUAUGAAAGUAAUAAAUGCUUAUGUAUGUGACUAAAUGCCCCAGUGUUGUUCUAACUAUUUAUCUCUAAUUGUUUAUGAUGAAUAAUACAAAUACAAAUGUUUUCUGUCAUUUUAUUUUUGCUGACCACACUAACAGAGCAGUUAAAGUAUUUCAUUUCAA